Lampris incognitus (smalleye Pacific opah) is the source of this 975-nucleotide messenger RNA. RefSeq names its product odorant receptor 131-2-like. The coding region runs from base 1 to 975 and encodes 324 amino acids. Gene Ontology annotation, molecular function: G protein-coupled receptor activity. Gene Ontology annotation, cellular component: membrane. Gene Ontology annotation, biological process: G protein-coupled receptor signaling pathway. The transcript has 2 exons. NCBI's taxonomy places the organism in Eukaryota, Metazoa, Chordata, Actinopteri, Lampriformes, Lampridae. The record is from RefSeq and is a predicted model, not a curated record.
AUGAAUUUUUCAUCUGUGGAUGGUAAUGGUUCCUUGGCUGUGACUUAUCGGGACACACUCACUACAGCUGUGACCAAGAAUGUGAUUGUUGUGGCUCUUUGCAUUUGCAUCAACUACAUCAAUGGUACCCUGGUCCACACCUUCAACAAACACCAGAUCUUCAAUGUCCAUCCUCGUUACAUACUCUUCAUCCAUCUGGUAAUAAAUGAUAUGAUGCAACUGGCCCUCUCCAGCUUUCUCCAUGUCAUCAGCUAUGCCCUAUACACCAUCAAUGUGUCCUUCUGUUGCCUCCUACUCAUUGUCGCCAUCUUUGCUACCCUGAAUACCCCACUAAGUUUAGCUGGUAUGGCAGUGGAGUGUUACAUCGCCAUCUGCAUCCCCCUCCGUUACGGACAGAUCUGUACAGUUAAGAGAACCUAUGUUGUGAUUGGAUUAAUCUGGGUGUUAAGCACAGUCUCCAUCCUACCAGAUCUCUUUAUCCUCCUGGCUACAGAACCUCUGGAGUUCUUCUAUUCCAGAGUUUUCUGUGUCAGGGACUAUGUUUUCAGGAGCACCUACAGUCUGGAGAAAAGGGAUGCUUCCCACAUAGUUUUUCUAGUCCUAGUUUGGCUCACUCUGUUGAAUAUAUAUUUCAGGAUUCUGUUUGCUGCCAAAGCAGCAAACACAGAUGUUAAGAAAGCCAGAAACACGAUCCUCCUUCAUGGUUUUCAGUUACUAUUAUGCAUGCUCACUUACGUGCAGCCCAUGUUAGAAAACAGCCUGCUAUACUUAUUCCCCAAACACAUCCUGACAAUGCGCUUCACCGGCUAUAUCUUUAUUCAGAUCUUGCCGCGGUUUGUUAGUCCUAUUGUGUAUGGGCUACGGGACCAGACCUUCAGGAGGUACUUGAAACGGUACCUUUGUUGUAAAGUGAGAACAAGUACCCACCCACAAAUUGUCAAGCACCGCAGUAACAGGGCAGUGAAAAUACCUUAG